AGAGCCUCACUAAUUCUUAAUAAGAUGCUUCUGCUCUUUCCUUCUCCUCACUCAUCGCUCCUGUUCCUGGCUCUCCUGGGCAUGGUAAUGGUGUCCUUUGGGUUCCCUCUGCCUCACAUGCACCCCCUGGAGAGGUUCUCAUCUCCUCCCAUUGGUCAAGAGGUGUCCAAAUUGGCACUGUGGAGAUGCUGUAUCCCUCCUUCUGUCUGCAUGACUGGAGCAUUCAGAUGAUCAGCCCAAAGUCCUUCACCCCCAAACCAAAGUCUCAGGUGAUGGCCAGUGACUCCUGGCUUCCUGUCAGCCAAUCACACAUGGAGGCCCUUAUCGAAGAGCAGAGCUCAGUAAGAACAGGCCACCAAACUUGCCCCCCAUGGGCAGGUAACGAGAAAAAGAGGAACAUUGUUGUGGCAGAUGAUGCUGCUUUUCGGCAGAAGAGUAAGCUGUUAACAGCCAUGGAGAGACAGAAGUGGCUCAACUCGUAUAUGCAGAAGCUGCUGGUUGUCAAUUCCCCAUGAAAACCCUACAAAAAAGCAAAAUUUUUGAAAGAUCAAAAAUAUAAAUUUUUCCUGUACUAUAAG
Anguilla anguilla (European eel) is the source of this 578-nucleotide messenger RNA. RefSeq names its product parathyroid hormone 2 (gene pth2). The record is from RefSeq and is a predicted model, not a curated record. Gene Ontology annotation, cellular component: extracellular region. Lineage: Eukaryota; Metazoa; Chordata; Actinopteri; Anguilliformes; Anguillidae. Gene Ontology annotation, biological process: neuropeptide signaling pathway.